AUGACUGCUUCAGACGUUAAAACCAUCGUCGUCCUCGGCGCUGGCCCUGCUGCCAUGCCCGUUAUCCGCCAGACCAUGGUCAACAACAUCCUCAAGCGGGACAACCUCAAGAUGGUUCUCGUCAGCCCUACCUCCGACUUCUACUGGCCCAUCGCUAUACCUCGUGUUAUCGUCCCUGACCAAAUCCCCGAUGAGAAGGUCUCGAUUCCUCUGGCUCCCACUUUCGCCAACUACCCUCCCAGCAAGUUCGAGUUCAUCCUGGGCAAGGCUGCGUCUCUCGACCCGGCUUCCAACACAGUUAGUGUUAAGCUCAAUACUGGUGGUACUCAUGAGAUCAACUACCACACUCUCAUCAUCGCUACUGGUGCUCGUGCUAAGGAUGAUAUGCCUUGGAAAGCUCUUGCUACUACCGAGCAGACCAAGGACAAGCUUCACCGUCUACAGGAGCAGGUCAAGAACGCUAAUACUAUUGUCGUUGCUGGUGGUGGACUCACUGGUGCUGAGACGGCAGGGGAGCUUGGAUUCGAGUAUUCUCAACACGGCAAGAAGGAGGUUAUCCUCAUCCACACUGACAACCUCCCCUUCUCCGACCCUGUUAUUACUAGCGUUCGCCAGGCCACUAAGAAUGAGCUCGAGAAGCUUAACGUGAAGCUUAUCCCAAACACGAUCGUUACCAACGCUACCGUUAAUGGAACCGGGACGGUCCUCGAGCUGCGAGCUGCCGAUGGUACUACUAGGACUAUCACCGCACAGGCCUAUCUCCCCACGACUGGUAUCAUCCCCAACACUGAGUUUGCUCCCAAGAACCUGCUCAACGCCCAGGGCUACAUCAAGCAGACGGCCCGCCUACAGGCCGAAGGCCACAAGAACAUCUUCGUCAUUGGCGACGUCGGAGCGCUGGAGCCGAGCACGGCCGCGGUCGCAGACGCCCAGGCGAUUUGGCUGAUCAAGAACUUGCCUCUGUACAUCAACGGUAGUGCGCUACCCGAGUACCAGGCUUCCACUAAGCCCAUGUUCGGUAUCACGCUGGGUCGAAGCCGCGCCACGGGACAGAUGGGUACCAUAAAGCUUUUUAGCUUCCUGAUCUGGUUCAUGAAGGGACGAUAUUUGGGUACGGAUUACGCGCACCUUUGGGCUGCAGGCAAGCGCACCAUCAGCACGACUUUUGAGAAGUGA
This is a messenger RNA of Ilyonectria robusta, 1176 nucleotides long. RefSeq lists its product as uncharacterized. NCBI's taxonomy places the organism in Eukaryota, Fungi, Ascomycota, Sordariomycetes, Hypocreales, Nectriaceae. The coding region runs from base 1 to 1176 and encodes 391 amino acids. The transcript has a single exon. Gene Ontology annotation, molecular function: electron-transferring-flavoprotein dehydrogenase activity; flavin adenine dinucleotide binding. The record is from RefSeq and is a predicted model, not a curated record. Gene Ontology annotation, cellular component: cytoplasm.